Molecule: messenger RNA, 1018 nt
Organism: Dentiscutata erythropus
Lineage: Eukaryota; Fungi; Glomeromycota; Glomeromycetes; Diversisporales; Gigasporaceae
Source: the annotation of a GenBank genome assembly
AUGCCAUGUUACGCUGAUACAAUCGUGAGGAUUAAACUUGUUCGCCAGAGCAUUAAAGAGGAGAGUAACUUGAUUGUCGUUUGGGCUCUUGGUGAAUACCCAGUUGGUCGUGAUGAUUACGAAAUUGAGAUGGUGUUAUUUGUGUCAACUAAUUCUAACGAAAGAGAUUUUGAAACUCAAGCUGUUUUUGAGAGAGAUCAUUUUUAUUCUGUCGGUGGUAAGAUCGUCCCUGCAUUUUAUGGUAGUAAUAAAAGGCCGAAGAUGACUGUUUCGAUUUCAACUAAAGUAGCGGUUCUUAACCGGGUUGCUCAGUUGAAUAAAUGUCCAUUGAAAAUUUCUUUGAUUGGUAUUCCUCAAGAGUUACCCCAAGUACCAGAAAAUGAUGAAAAUGCUAUUUUUAAUAUAUUGGUUAAUGAUUAUGCUAUUCAAGAUCAUAAUUUUAUGGUUAAAGUUGUUUUCCCGCAUUCUAAUUCUCGGCUUGCGCAUUUGAAGAGUACUAUUCGUCCACACGAUUCGCUUGUUUUUGUUGUUGGCCAAAUGGAGGUCGUUGAUAAUGAUUUUUAUGUUUAUGCAAAAGAUGUAAAUUUUGUUGAUGUUGGUUUCUUAAAGCGUAAAAAUUUUGAUGAUAGUGGUUCUAGUAGUUCUACAGAGGUUGUUAGUACGAUUCGGUCAAAAAUUCUUUCUACUCAUCGAAAUAUUCAUGAGAAUUCUAAGGAUUCUAAGGAUAUUUCUAAGGUUGAGGGAUUAUCAUCUGCGGUUUUGACUGAUGGUGUAUUAUUGUCUGAUAGUAAUUCUUCUAAAUGUAUUAGAGUCGAAGACGAUAAUGAGUCUAUCGAAUCUACUAAUGUUUUAGAUUCUGUAGAUAAUGAUGAUUAUGUUCAGUCUGAUGUCGUCAAUAAUUUUGGUGAGGUUCAGGCUAAUGAGGUUGAAGGUGCAUUAAAAUGCAAGAAUAGUGCAAGAAAUGCUAGUUGUGGUGAUAAGAAGGGAAAAGAUUAUGUGGGUCGUUCUUUGCGUAGUG